GCCCAAAUGCCAAGACAUGGGAAAGACAAUGACGUAACUGAUAAUUGGAGAAAGCAUCACCACUUAGAGGUAGCAACACCAACGAAAAACACAGUCCAUAACUCGCCGCGUUGAAUACUUACCUUCCUGAGUUCCUUCCCAAUGGCCCGUCACCGUCCCUGGACAUUUGACAAAGACAUGGUGCUCCUUCCCAAACACGUGAGGAGUGUUGGUCGUACGAAAAGCUCCGGCCCAAUCAUUGUAAGCCAUUUACAUAUGAAUGACGAUUGUAGCUUCUCAGUUCGUGUACUAUCGAGACAACUUGCGCCGAAAGUGCAUCAUGGAGCUGUCAUGAACUCAUUAUGCAGUCCUUUGCAGUCGGUCUGGCCAUGCAGUGACAGCAGUUGACACUUGAUACCGAGGGAAUAUAAACAACCACCUUCCCUCGAGUCCCACAGUUGAACCAUCCCAACGACAACACCACCACCAAGAAGCUCGUCACCAUCACGAAACCCACCAACAUGUAUCGCCUCGCUACCCACACCGGCUUUAGACAGGUCCCCAGAAGCAUCGCCAACAGCGCUGUCCGCCCUGCCCUGGCAACCCCACGCUUCGUCCAGCCCAUCGACGUCCGCGCCAUCUCCAGCUCCUCCGGCUCCUCCGGCGUCAGGGUCUCAGACCGCAUCAAGCACGACCACGCUGAGCUCGAGCAGCAGUACAAGAACAUCAUCGCUGCCAAGGAUGACGACACCAAAGUUCGAUGGCAGAACCAGUUCAUCUGGGAGCUUGCCCGCCACUCCAUCGCCGAGGAGAUUGUCGUCUACCCUGCCUUCGAGAAGUUUGUUCCCAACGGCUUGCAGAUGGCCGAAAAGGACCGUGCCGAGCAUCAGAGGGUCAAGAACCUCCUUUACGAGUUCCAGAAGAUGACUCCCUCAUCUCCCGACUUCCGCCCCACCCUCGACAAGCUCUGGGAUAAUCUCUCCCAGCACAUCAAGGAGGAAGAACGCGAGGAUUUGCCCGCUCUCGAGCAGCAUAUUGACGAGGCCUACUCGGGCAAGCUGGCCUCCAGCUUCAGCACCACCAAGCACUUUGUGCCUACACAGAGCCACCCCAGCGCUCCUAACAAGCCUCCCUAUGAAACCGCGGCUGGUAUGCUGGCCACCCCGUUGGACAAGUUGAUGGAUAUGUUCAAGAAGUUCCCCAAGGAGGAUAUGAAGGCUUAAACCGCUGAUGAGGUGGAAGAAUGGGAGAAUAACAAGCAGGAUCUGUGCACUGCACUUGUAUGAAUAAUGAUAAUGAUGUGAUGAAUUGAAGAAACAUACAAACAAUGGAUUGGGUGCCUGGGAGCAAUAAAUAAGGUAUGAAUGAA
Molecule: messenger RNA, 1348 nt
Organism: Neurospora tetraspora
Lineage: Eukaryota; Fungi; Ascomycota; Sordariomycetes; Sordariales; Sordariaceae
Product: hemerythrin HHE cation binding domain-containing protein
Exons: 2
Coding region: 501-1202 (233 amino acids)
Source: RefSeq, a predicted model, not a curated record